AGUACACCUUACAAAGUCAUUGACCCAGAAGAGACAACAAGUGGAUAGAUGCUCAAGUAGAAUUUUGAACCCAGUCAGAUAGUUUGCUCAUCCUUAAUCAGCAGACAGGAUCGGAGAGUGCAUUCCCAUAACAAAUAUGAAGUUAGGAAAAAGGUCUAUUUUAGGGUGCUAUCUAUCAAUUUUGGUGGUUUUACCUCAUAGCCAAGGCCGAACCUCGUCUCCAGUGGUAAUCAAUACAUGGAAUUUCCUCUCAGCUUGUCAAGAGGCGUGGAAAGUGUUGGAACAAGACGGAGCUGCCAUCGAUGCGGUCGAACAUGGUUGCUCUCGCUGUGAAAGUGAGCAAUGUGAUGGAACCGUCGGUUUCGGUGGUAGCCCUGAUGAAUCUGGCGAGACCACCUUGGACUCUAUGAUCAUGGAUGGAGAGACUUUCAACGUGGGGGCUGUAGCCGCGUUACGACGGGUCAAAUCGGCAAUUAGUGUGGCAAGAAAAGUUCUGGAGAACACUCAUCAUAGCAUUUUGGCAGGUUCUCAAGCCACUUUGUUCGCCAAGCAAAUGGGAUUCGAGGAGGAGUGGCUCAACACUACUGAGUCGGAAAAUAAAUGGCAAACAUGGCGAGAGAACAACUGCCAGCCAAAUUUUUGGACGAAUGUCUCGCCUGACCCAUCCCAAAACUGUGGGCCAUAUGAAUCAGUAGGUCAAGAAGCCGCUCGAGUUCCUUUUGGUCAGAGUGGAAAUCAUGACACAAUCGGAAUGAUCGCUUUGGAUUCAAAUGGGAAAAUGGUGGCUGGAACGUCGACUAACGGAGCCAAUCACAAAAUUCCUGGACGGGUAGGAGACUCCCCAAUUCCUGGUGCCGGGGCAUACGUCGAUAGCGAGGUGGGCGGGGCAGCUGCCACGGGGGAUGGCGACGUCAUGCUGAGACUGCUUCCAAGUUUUACGGCGGUCGAAGCCAUGCGAUCCGGGAUGUCCCCUCAAUUAGCCGCUCAAGAGGCCAUAGAUCGAAUCACGAAGAAAUAUCCCGACUUCAUUGGAGCUGUUGUGGCUUUGAAGAAAAGUGGCGAAUUUGGAGCUGCGUGUCACGGAAUUGCGGAGUUUCCGUUUUCUGUUGCCAACAAGGAGAUGGGCGGGGCCAAGGUUAUAGUGGUGACAUGUCAAACGAGAACUUUUGUUAGCCGAAAUAUGUAGUUUCACAACAAUUUCCCCUGGUGUGUCUAAUAGUAUAUAGUUAAUGCUUUGACUUCA
Messenger RNA from Tigriopus californicus, 1243 nucleotides. Its product is annotated as N(4)-(Beta-N-acetylglucosaminyl)-L-asparaginase-like. The transcript is spliced from 3 exons. Gene Ontology annotation, molecular function: N4-(beta-N-acetylglucosaminyl)-L-asparaginase activity. The record is from RefSeq and is a predicted model, not a curated record. NCBI's taxonomy places the organism in Eukaryota, Metazoa, Arthropoda, Copepoda, Harpacticoida, Harpacticidae. Gene Ontology annotation, biological process: protein deglycosylation. Bases 137 to 1186 code for a protein of 349 amino acids.